AUGACAAAGAGAAAUUUUUAUUCUUACAAAGGGAGCAUCCUCAGUUACAUGUCAAGAAUUGAUCUCUCUUCUAAUAAAUUGGAUGGUGAAAUUCCGGAUGGCCUUGGAAACUUAAGUGAGAUCCGUGCACUCAACUUGUCCCACAACUACCUUAUUGGAACAAUUCCAGAAACAUUCUCAAACCUACGUCAGAUCGAGAGCUUAGAUCUCUCCUAUAACAACUUAGGUGGGAGGAUCCCCACUUGUCUGAUCAAGUUAGACGUUUUGGAAGUCUUCAGUGUAGCGCAUAACAAUUUAAUAGCUCCGAUCGUGACAUUGCAGCUCCCAAUGCGGCUCACAAUCGUGACGACUGACGAGAGAGAAGAAUGGAGACUGAGAAGCGAGGAAGAGGGUUCGCCACAGCAGCGGCGGCGAUGUUGGCGUCACCGCAGCGACGACGUUGGUGGUAUUUUCAUUAGAGAAGAGGAGAUGAAGGAUAGAGAGAGAAACGAGAUGGGAGAGGAGGGUUAA
This is a messenger RNA of Fraxinus pennsylvanica, 510 nucleotides long. Lineage: Eukaryota; Viridiplantae; Streptophyta; Magnoliopsida; Lamiales; Oleaceae. The record is from the annotation of a GenBank genome assembly.